CAAAAAAUUUCGGAUUCGGAUAACACGCAAAAUAUUCUCUGCUCAUCUUCCUGCUCUCUUCCAUUCGCAAUCUCAUUCCUCAUCCUCUCUCUCUCUACGCACUCAUGAGAAGCUGAACUAAGCGGCACGAGUUCUGCGAAUUCCAUGGCGAAAACCCUAAUCUCAUCGCCAUCCUUCAUCGGCACGCCCCUCCCCUCGCUAUCUCUCCGUGGGACUCUGUCUCACCGCAGAUUUGUUGCCACUAGAGUCAAGUUCAGCUUCCACGAGCUUCCUCCUCCAAUUCACUCCUUCGAUUCUUCUUUCGAUUUUAACGCAAUUGUUAGCCGAGCGGAGGGCCUAUUUUACACUCUCGCGGAUGCUGCCGUCGCUGUCGAUUCGGCCUCCGGUGGUGCUGCCUCCGGCUCUGAAGCGGCUACGGUCCAGAAGAGCGGAAGCUGGUUCGGUUUUAUCUCCGACGCCAUGGAAGUUGUUCUUAAGGUACUGAAGGAUGGACUCACAGCAGUGCAUGUGCCUUAUGCUUAUGGAUUUGCAAUUAUUUUGCUCACUAUUAUUGUUAAGAUUGCAACAUUUCCGCUGACAAAGAAACAGGUUGAAUCAACAAUGGCAAUGCAAAAUCUUCAGCCAAAGAUCAAAGCUAUUCAGGAAAGAUAUAAAGGAAAUCAGGAAAGAAUACAGCUUGAGACAUCACGGCUUUAUAGGCAGGCUGGGGUUAAUCCUUUGGCCGGAUGUUUCCCUACUUUGGCUACAAUACCAGUCUGGAUUGGUUUAUAUCAAGCCCUUUCAAAUGUGGCAAAUGAGGGGCUCCUGAAAGAAGGUUUCUUUUGGAUCCCCUCUUUAGGAGGCCCAACUACAAUAGCUGCUCGACAAAGUGGAUCUGGAAUUUCUUGGCUUAUUCCAUUUGUGGAUGGCCAUCCACCACUGGGUUGGCAGGACACUGCAGCUUACCUAGUUUUGCCUGUCCUCCUUAUUGCUUCUCAGUAUUUUUCGAUGGAGCUCAUGAAGCCUCCUCAGACCGAUGAUCCAGCUCAAAAGAACACACUUCUUGUUUUCAAGUUUCUCCCUCUUAUGAUUGGUUACUUUUCCUUGUCUGUGCCAUCAGGAUUAUCACUUUACUGGUUCACAAACAAUGUCCUCAGCACUGGACAACAAGUCUGGUUACGUAAGUUGGGAGGUGCAAAACCUGUUGUAAGUGAAAAUGCAAGUGGCAUCAUCAGUGCAGGACGUGCUAAACGGUCAGGCUCUCAGCCAGAGGAGCGUGGUGAUAGGUUUAGGCAGUUAAAAGAUGAAGAGAAGAAGAAAAAAGUGAGUAGGGCACUUCCUGCAGAACAGGUCCAGGCUCAGGCUUCAACCUCAGAUUCCGAAGAUGGAUUGGAUGAAGAGACUAGUUCCAAGGAUGAGGAAGUAUUGGAUGAGGUAUAUGCUUCAAAUGGCAGCAAACCUGUUCCAGAUUAUUCUAGGCCAAGGAGGAGCAAGAGAUCGAAACGGAAGCGUGCGGUAUGAAAAUGGAGAUCAUACAGCUCUUCCUUUGGAAGUAGUGAUUGAUGUGCCAAAUUUAACAAACAUGUUGAAACCUGAGUCGCCUUGGUUUGUCUAAGAGGAAGCCUGAAUAAUGUUUGUUACGCUGGUUAUAGUAGUUCCAACGCUAGCAAGGUGGAACCGAAAAACUUUUU
This is a messenger RNA of Diospyros lotus (date-plum), 1670 nucleotides long. Its product is annotated as inner membrane protein PPF-1, chloroplastic. Gene Ontology annotation, cellular component: chloroplast thylakoid membrane. Gene Ontology annotation, molecular function: membrane insertase activity. Gene Ontology annotation, biological process: protein insertion into membrane; thylakoid membrane organization; protein localization to chloroplast. NCBI's taxonomy places the organism in Eukaryota, Viridiplantae, Streptophyta, Magnoliopsida, Ericales, Ebenaceae. Bases 145 to 1500 code for a protein of 451 amino acids. The transcript is spliced from 12 exons. The record is from RefSeq and is a predicted model, not a curated record.